AUGUCAAAAGAGAAUACUGUACAUCAGAGAAGAGGAGGAGGAAUAUCAUCAUCAUCAAUCAACCAUUACUCAAAAUAUAAAUCAACGCAAAGUAGUGAAGAUUCAUCUUGGUCAGAUUACGAUGAAGCACAAUUAAAACAUUAUCAACAACAAUCGAGUAGUGGAAUAGGAUCGGCUGCUGCAGAACACAUUGCCGAUCUACUCUCGUUGAAAAAGAGAAAAGAUAGAAUACGAGAAAAAGCAAGACGUCAAUCAUAUUAUCUAUCAACUUGGUUCUUUUUAAAGAUUCUAUCCAUUGUUUUCUUUGUUGCUUUUUUCUCUUCCUAUCUUCAAGUUAAAGGAUUAAUUGGUGAAGAUGGUAUAUUACCAGUAAACACAUUAUUAGAGAGACAACAAAAGAAUUUAAUGGCGUCAGCAUCGCCAUCAUCGACCAAUGAAAUCAAUUCAAUUUGGAUUCUAUUGACUCAUCCAACCAAUGGUUUUGGGAUUAGUGUAAAUAAUACUUUGUAUCUAAUGUGCGUCUUGGGUUUAGUAUUUUCUUCUCUAUCUCUUUUUACAACACCCAUUGCUACCUAUAUUGGCUUUAUGUGGUUCCUUUAUUAUUGUAUUGUAGAUGUUGGUCAAAUAUUUUAUUCCUAUCAAUGGGAUCAAUUAUUAUUGGAAACAUCAUUUUUAGCUAUAUUCUUAUCACCAUUUACAUUUAAAUAUGAUGAUAAACCUUCAACUCCAAUCAGAUAUUUAUUAAAAUGGUUGGUUUUUAGAUUGAUUUUUGGUAGUGGUAUUAUUAAACUCACUCCCAUUUGGUCAUCAUUUAAAGCAAUGUCAUUUCAUUAUGAAACUCAAUGUAUUCCAAAUAUAAUUAGUUAUUAUGUUCAUCAAUUCCCAAAUUAUUAUCAUCAAUUUGAAACAAUGAUGACAUUGGUAAUUGAAAUACUUGUUACACCAUUCUUUUUUGCACCAAGAGUAUUCAAGAUUACAGCAUGUUUGAUCAAUAUAUUAUUGCAAAUCUGUAUCAUUUUAACAGGAAACUACAACUUUUUCAACUAUCUCACGAUUGCACUGUUGUUGAUGCUUUUGGACGACUCUUUUAUUCUCAGUGCAUGUUCUGUCAUUCUCCCAUCACCCUUUUACCAAUAUAUCCGAAUGCUCGAGUACAACAAGACAACAAGUGCUCGUCAAGAUCGCGAGAAACGAAACAAAACCGAUAUUCGAUUCACACUGUCCAACAUCAACUCCAAGAAUCUCUUGAUUCCCUUUAUUUUCAUUCUCGUUGGCAUGUCGACUCUGUACGCAUCGACACGAUACCUCCAACGCCAAAGCGUUCCCACCAUCAUCCAGCGUGUCCACAGUGCCCUUGAUUUUUACCACAUCACUGGCACCUAUGGACUCUUUUCUCAUGUGACUACUGAGCGUUUUGAACUCUCUAUCGAAGGUAGCUAUGAUGGUAUUCAAUGGUACGAGUAUGAAUUUUACUAUAAACCUGGUAAUCUAUCUCGUGCUCCACCAUUGGUUUUCCCUGGUCAUAAUCCAAGAUUAGAUUGGCAAAUGUGGUUUGCAGGUAUUAGUGAUCCAAGAACACAAGGAUGGAUUGUUCAUUUUAUGGCUAAACUAUUAGAAGGAUCACCAGAGGUACUUAGUUUGAUAGAUUAUUCACCGUUUCCAUUAGACAAUCCACCAAAAUAUAUCAAGGCCAACAAAUUUAAAUACCAAUUCACUAAAUGGAAAACAUCGGAUCAGUGGUGGGAAAGAGAAUUUGUCGAUCAUUAUAUUCUACCGUUCGAAUUGGAUUCUCCCUCGUAUAAAUAUUUUCUUCAAGAUAGUAAGAAAUAA
Molecule: messenger RNA, 1830 nt
Organism: Cavenderia fasciculata
Lineage: Eukaryota; Evosea; Eumycetozoa; Acytosteliales; Cavenderiaceae
Product: putative transmembrane protein
Exons: 5
Coding region: 1-1830 (609 amino acids)
Biological process (GO): protein maturation
Cellular component (GO): endoplasmic reticulum membrane
Source: RefSeq, a predicted model, not a curated record